GCUGGGCGGUAAUGGCGGCGGUGGCACGGGGGCAGCCGGCCCUGAGGGAGCGGCCCGGGGGGUGGGGCGGCGCGGCCCCGGAGCUGUUGGAUCCCCGGCUUUUCUUUGCCUGUCGCUGUGUGAAUACGUGUUGGAAGGAGCUCGAGGGGUCCCUGGGAGCGGGUUCUCUCCUUGUUAGGCGGCAGUGGUGGCUCUGGGCCUUUUGGAGUGUCCCUAGGAGCCUUGGGGUUGGUUAACCCGUCUCAAGGGAAGGUUCAGAGUGUGCCCCUCUAUGAAGAGAGCGGACUCAGUGAAAGAGAAAAAGGACCUGCAGACGGCUUGUGAGGGUGGGGAACCCUUCAUUCCCCAUCUGUGAGCACGACUCUCUCACUAAUACUGGGUCUGGGUUAGCAUUUAGCACACGGGAUGUAAAGAUCUAUCAAGAGGCCGUUUAUUUUCCUGCUGAAUUUGCUGGGGUCUCAAGCUGCCCGCUCCUAGGGGGCCUCAUAGCAGGCAGGGUUUUUUGGAACCUCCCUUUGGGGUAGCACAGGGCUUUGUGAGCCCUCUUUGAGAGGUUACUGUGAUCCUCCAGGGCUCUGCUCAGUGCCCCUUUCUCUGCACAGGGCUGUGUUUCAGCCCUGAGGCUUCUGCCUUCUGGAAAUGAUUCCUCCUUUCUGCCUGCUGGAAGCUCUGCUUUCUUAUAUUCUCUUCGGUGUUCAUCCAUUCUUGGUCAGGCCCUGGUUUCGUUCCUGUGGUUUCUCAUGUUGCUGAGUUAAACCCAGAGGGGAUUCCUCCAGCACUGGCCUUGCUAUUAGCAAGCUUGGGCUGUGGGAUUUGCUAUUUGUUCCUUAAACUGAGCCUUCUUUGACUGCGAUUCAUACAGAAAGAAAAUGUAGAAUCUACCUGUUUGUUUUACUUAGUAAUAAAGCCUAAAAAUAGUUGAGGGUUUUCUUAAAAUGUGCUUAUUUAAUCCUACUUGUCCACUCAGUCAGCCCAAGCCAACAAGUCUGGGCGGUUCCUCCUAGCCUGGGUGCGGGACUGUGCUGCUGGGCUCCUGCUUUUUUGGGGGAAUGCUGACAGCUGAGGUUUGUGCUCCAUCCCCACCCCCAGAUAAUUGGCACAGGUUGCACUGCCGGGCACUGCAUGAGAGCAUCCCUGCAGCCCAUGUUAGGAAGGCAGCUGAGCGUGGUGUGGCUGCUUGAGCAAGGUGAGGGUAGCUGAAGGCUGAGCAGCCUCUGACGAAGCUGCCAAUUAAAAACUGGAUAUUCUGCUCGCCUGCAGAGAGGUGUGUAGGCUGCUGGAAGCGCGCUUCCUCGUCAGGUAUCUGUGGGAUACGCUUGCUCUGGGUGAGUGACAACGCAUGGUGCAGUCCAACCGAGGGAUUGUACACAGGUAAAAGCAAUUCCUAAAUCUGAGUGUAAUGGGAGAGCUGUGUGUUGUGAUUUCACACUGUGCUUUUGUGGAUUCUCUCAAUUUCAAAGACUUCUUUGGGUGGGUGAGAGAAGAGAAAGGAUUACUUCAGUCUCUGGCAAGCAGUUCCAGUUUUUAUUCAGUACCUGGCCCUGGCAGUGCUGAACUGCUCUCUGCGCAGGGAGAAGGAUGUGAGCGGUGCUGGACAAGCUGGUGGCACGUGUGUGUCUUGUGACCCUACACAAGUUUUCUGCCCCCAUCUGAAUUAAGUUGAGAUUUCAGGCUUGUGGCUAGACUGAGCCUCAACUGGGUAUGCUUAGUAAGAUGGUAUGCUUAGUAAGAUGUCUACAUGCUUGCCAGUCAAGGGAGAGUAAACAUGGUCUGGCAGCUGGUGCCUCUGCACCCUCUCUUGUUCCUUAUCCUCCUGCCUGUUCCAAUAGGACAUGGUGCUCCUGGCCUCCCAAGGAGAGCCAUCUCCAUGCAGGUCCUUGCAGAGCUGCCGAGGGAGUCACGAGGCUUCCAGGUGGUGCUCGUGUGCUUGGAGAAGCGGCUGCAGGGAGCUGUUCUGGAAGCAACCGAGUGCCAGGGCGUAGCGAGGCGUGUUGGCUGAAAUAGCUCUGCCACAGCAGGCAGUCGGCCUGCCUGCUUUUGGCAACAAGGUCUGCUUGGAGCCAAAUCUUGUCUAUGUGUGUGUCAUUUUGUCUCUUUUAAUACACUGCCCUGACUUGCUUGCUGUGAAGGGAGUAUGCAUCUGGAGAUUAAAGUUGCCCUUAACUUCAUCAUCUCAUACCUGUACAACAAGCUUCCUCGGAGGCGGGCAGACCUGUUCGGUGAGGAGCUAGAGCGCCUGCUGAAGAAGAAAUAUGAGGGUCACUGGUACCCAGAGAAGCCUCUGAAGGGCUCAGGCUACCGCUGCGUUCAUAUUGGAGAGACGGUGGACCCGGUAGUGGAGCUGGCGGCCAAGCGGAGUGGGCUGGCUGUGGAGGAUGUGCGUGCCAACGUGCCGGAAGAACUGAGCGUCUGGAUCGAUCCUUUCGAGGUCUCCUACCAGAUCGGUGAGAAGGGCUCCGUAAAGGUCCUCUACCUGGAUGACAGCGAGGGCUGCAGCGCUGCUGAGCUGGACAAAGAAAUCAAAAGCAGCUUCAACCCUGACGCCCAGGUAUUUGUCCCCAUUGGCAGCCAGGACAACUCGCUGUCCAACUCUCCAUCCCCCUCUUUCGGCCAGUCACCGAGCCCCACCUUCAUCCCUCGCUCUGCCCAGCCCAUCACCUUCACCACUGCCACAUUUGCUGCCACUAAAUUUGGCUCCACCAAGAUGAAGAAGGGCGGAGGGGCCGGAGGAGGGGGUGGCGGCGCAGGGGCCACGCAGCAACCGCGGAUGGUCAGGUCACCCACUACCAACCUGCUGAAGCACAAGGGCCUCUCCCUGUCCAUGCACUCUCUGAACUUCGUCGGGAGCGCUGGGAGCCAAGCCCCGCAGUCGCAGCUCUCCCCUAAUGCCAAGGAGUUCGUUUACAGCGGCGGCUCGCCAGGGGCCAGCAGCCUAUUCUUCGACAGUGUUGCCAGUGAGAGCCAGGCCAGCAUCCCUCCAGCGUCGCAGUUCAAUGCUGGCACGGGCAGCACCUUUGAUAUGGCUCAGGUCUUCGGCGGCAGCACCAACAACCUCUUCUUGGAGAAGUCUCCCUUUGUGGAAGGACUCAGCUACAACCUGAACGCCAUGCAGUAUCCCAGCCAGUCCUUCCAGCCCGUUGUCCUGGCCAACUGAACGCAGGGAAGGAGAGUAUUGGGGGCAGGGGAGGGAGGGGGGGAACAACAACAACAACAACAAAACACACGGGGAGAGAAAACAGAAAUAUACAGAAAAUAUUCAAAUCUUAUAAAUAUAGCUUCUUGGAAAAAGAGAGAACCCAGUGUUGUUGCGCUGUGCUGGCAACGCUCCUGAAGCACUGACUUGUUUUUUUUAAAUUCAGUCCCUGUGCUUUUUCUCCUACUCACUUUUUUACUCUUUAAAUGAGUCUCUGGUCUCUUGGGUUGUGUUCCCCCUUCCCCAGCCCCAGAUCGGCACAGGUGUAGGUCACAGUGCUCCCUUUUCACUCCCACCUGGCUGUAGGAGGGGCAGGCAGGAUGAGGUGGGCUUGCUUUGCUGUUACUGCUGUGUGUGUGGGAGGAGAGCAUCUCAUGUGCCUGGAGGUUCACACUGCUGCACUGCUGUUGCUCCAGGCUAGCAUCCAGUUCUGUCUGUGCUGAGAAGCAUCUGCUGUCCCCUCUCAUCUCCAGCUAUGGGAGAACAGCAGUCCCCUUUGUGCACCCAUCAGGAGGCUUUUCUGUGCCCUUCUGGGGUUGGUUCAGAGGAUAGCCCUGCAGCAUAGAAGCACUGCAGGUCUGUCCCUGUGUGAGGAGGUGGUGCUGAGCUGUUGGAUCCUGUCCCUUCCUGGUGGACACCCUACCUGCAGGGCUGAGCAUUCACUCAUGAUCCUUUGGUCCUAGGUUUUGAGCUCUUGUUGCCGGCUGUGGAUUUGCCUUCAUCUUGGAGAGGGGAUUUUUUUUUUAGUAGUUAGAGGCAGCACUAUUUUGGAGAAGAAAAAGGGCUAUGUUGUUGAAGCUGCUGUCUUGAGCGGUGGUAAGUGGUCUACAGGUCACUUCUGUGCCAGGGUCUGGGCCCCCAGGUGGGGCUGGAGGACCCUUAGGUGUGAAGGAGCCUCUUUGGAGGCUGUGGUGGGAGCGCGGAAGAGUGCGGAGAGGAGAGAAGCAGUCAUGAGACUCCAGUUUUUGACGUUUAAAAGAAAAGUGAGCUUUUUGCUGCCUGCCGGGCUGGGGGUUUCGUUCUCUUGAAACGGUGUCUCUGGAGCACACUCUGAAACCCACUUCUGUGGCUGCUGUACCAUUGUGCUCCUUCAGGACAUCCCCGUUCAGGGAGGUGGUCUGCAGCUUGUGCUUUUUCCCUCUCCUUGACCCAAGAUGAAGGCGUGCCAGCCCUCCUGUUGUUGCCAGUGAGCCUUUGCAGAGGCAACGGGAUAGGUGUGGGGUGCCAUUGCUGCCACAACCCUGAGGAGCAUUUCCAUCCUGGCGGGGCAGGCCCCCAGCAGGCUGCUUGCUGCCAUCGGGCUAUGACCGGCACGGCGGGCCGGGCUCACUUGGCUUCUCCUAAAAUGGCGUCCGUAGCUCAGCCCUGCGGGUUUCCAGGCUAGAGCAAGCUGCUCAGGAACAGCUGAGCCAUCUGCAUCUUUCUUUGCCUAUUCUCUUUGGUUUUUAACCUACUUACGGAUGUUACCACUGCCACCCUCUCCCUGGGAGCGCACUACUGACUGCCAGGCCCCCGCUCGUGGGACCCGCCUGUCCCCAGUGCUGGCAGUGCCACCUGCCAGUCGCUGCCGCGGGACAGCAGACCCCUUUGGGGAGAGGCAGGGAGCCCCGGCCCUGUGCGUGUGAAGCUUCGAUGCCGCUUUGCCCCCACAGCCACGUUGGGAACCGUGGUGCGAGGGGAGGGAGGGACCAAGCUCUGUUUUAAACAAGUGUGCUUCAGAAGCGUUCCCCCGGUGUCAGGCAGCGAUGGAAACUAGCAGCCUUUUCAGGGCUUUUCUAGUCUUGGAUGUAGGCGUUCAGCUUCAAUUUUAUUUUUUAAAACCUGCACUAAUUUACCUGGUUUCUUAGGGAGAGAAGAGAGAAAUUUUUUUUUUUUUUAACUUUUAUUUUUUAUGGGUUUGUGUUCUUUUUGUUGAUGUCCGUUUGUAUUGAAUAAUUUGCUACAUUUGUAAAAUGCAAGAGGUAUAUAUAAUAUAUGUAUAUUUCUAACGUAAAAAAAAAAAAAAGAAAAAUUGUAAUUUUUUUCUUUUCAAGAUUUUUUCUUAAAAAGAGGAGAGAGAAAAAUAUUUUUUCAGGAAAAAAAAAACCUUAAAAAACAAACAAAAAAAAAAAGGCAGUGAAGAUUCCUUUCUCCCCUGCUCAGCCUCCUCCUGUCCCUCCCACCCCACUGCCAGCAGUGAAUGGGAAGUUGCCCUGUGGAGAAUGAAUGAAUGGAAGGAGGUCCAUGCUGCUCUGGGUGGAGGAUCUGUGUGUGCUUUGGCGGUUCCUUUCUGAGACAGGGGGGGCUUUGAAGGGGGGGAAUUUGGGGGACUGAUGGCUUUUUUUUUUUUUUUUUUUUUCUUUUUCCAUUUUUUUUUCUUUUUUUUUUUCUUUUCUUUUUCUGUAGCGAAGGAGGAAUACAAUCAGAGUUUUGUAUUCAGAAUGUUGUGCAAUAUUUUGGAACGGGACAUUGGCGUGUCUAGAGAUUUAGUUAAAAAACAAACAAACAACAAAAAAAAAAAAGGUUGA
Molecule: messenger RNA, 5700 nt
Organism: Lagopus muta (rock ptarmigan)
Lineage: Eukaryota; Metazoa; Chordata; Aves; Galliformes; Phasianidae
Gene: TOB2
Product: transducer of ERBB2, 2
Exons: 2
Coding region: 2135-3154 (339 amino acids)
Biological process (GO): regulation of gene expression
Cellular component (GO): nucleus; cytoplasm
Molecular function (GO): transcription corepressor activity
Source: RefSeq, a predicted model, not a curated record